Molecule: messenger RNA, 1088 nt
Organism: Perkinsus marinus ATCC 50983
Lineage: Eukaryota; Perkinsozoa; Perkinsida; Perkinsidae
Exons: 1
Coding region: 23-1042 (339 amino acids)
Biological process (GO): mitochondrial phosphate ion transmembrane transport
Cellular component (GO): mitochondrial inner membrane
Molecular function (GO): phosphate transmembrane transporter activity
Source: RefSeq, a predicted model, not a curated record
AGUAAAUAUUUGUUCCUUUUCUAUGAGUAGCACCUCGCCAUCAUCUGUUGCAGCUGCCAAUUCAGUGACCGCAGCAACCAAACCACCAAAGUGGAAUUCUCGUUAUGCUGGCUCUGUUCCUCACACUCUCGACUACUACUGGAAAUGCCUUCUAGGAGGUGCUGUUGCUUGUGGUACUACACACACUUCAAUGUGCCCUAUUGAUGUGGUGAAGGUUAACAUGCAGACCGAUCCGACUAAGUACACGAGCCUCUACCAGGGUUGGAAGAGCAUUCUUCACCAGGAGGGGCCCAGAGGCGUUUCUAAAGGCUGGUCAGCGACUAUGGUGGGUUACACGUUCCAAGGGAUGUUCAAAUUCGGCUUGAAUGAAGUCUUCAAGGACAUUUACAACAACAUGGUUGGCGAGGAGAAUUCUGUGAAGUAUCGCGGUUGGAUUUGGGCUGCCUCUGGUGGUAGCGCUGAGUUCUUCGCUGACCUGGCCCUUACUCCGUGGGAAAUGAUCAAGGUGAAGAUGCAGUGUUCUCCAACUGGUAGCUUCCCUUUGAAGCUCAGGGAUGGCUGGCACGAAAUGGCCGCACACAAGCUCGAGACUGGUUUCCCUUACGGCUCGUUGAAGCCUGUGUGGUAUAGGCAAAUCCCCUAUACUAUAGUGAAAUUCGUUGGCUUUGAAUUCGCGGCUGAACAGUUUUACAAAUACGUCUUCACUCGCCCUAAGGAUUCCUAUUCGAAGGCCACUCAGCUUGGCAUCACCUUCCUUUCUGGUUACGUCGCUGGUAUCGGAUGCGCCCUCGUCUCCCAGCCCGCAGACAAUUUAGUCUCUCAAAUGGCUAAGCCUGAGAACUUCGGCAAGUCUUUCAUGGAGAUGGCCAAACAGGAGGGCAUCAAGAAUCUGUUCCUGGCGGGCCUUGGACCUAGGAUCCUCAUGGUUGGUACUCUGACUGCUCUCCAGUGGUGGAUAUUCGAUGCCUGGAAGACUGCUAUGGGUUUGGGUACUUCUGGUGGUGGAGCUGUGAAGAAGUCUACUGUUAGCAAGAAGGAGUGAACUAAUUUCACUUAGUGAAUUUGUCAAGAAUAAUUUUCUAUCCAUC